Molecule: messenger RNA, 3755 nt
Organism: Sus scrofa (pig)
Lineage: Eukaryota; Metazoa; Chordata; Mammalia; Artiodactyla; Suidae
Source: RefSeq, a predicted model, not a curated record
GCAUGUGGAGGAGGGGAGGCUCCCAGGUCAGCGGCAGCAGGGUGUCGGCCGUGCUGGUUGUGCUGUCAGCCUGGAGGGCAGAGGAGCCCAUCUGCGCCGUGGGCCAUGGCGUGGCUGCCCUUUGCUGUGCCACCAAUGAGGACAGAUCCUGGGUGUUCCAAGGCUACAGCGUCACAGGGGUGAGUGCACUGCUGGGGGGCCCAGGGUCACUUCUGGGGGGGGCAGCAGUCACCUGCCCAGGUGGGGGUGUCAGCGUUCCAGCCCCGGGGGGCGGGCAGGGCUCCGUCAAGGCCUCGUGCCUGUGGAGUGUUGGACUUCUUUCGGGUCCAAGAAAGUGGCGCCGCCACUUGGGCGGAGGGCCCGCUGGACAGGGAGCCGGGGUAAGGGUCCUGGGGCCGGUCUAACGGACAGAGGGGAGGCAGGGGGCUGCACGGGGCCAGCCUGGCCUGUGGCUCAGGAGAGCAGCAGGCCUCCCAGGGCUGCUUGUGUGGCGCCUGGGGGCGGCUGCAGCUCCCACCCCCAGCUCUCUGACCACCAAAGGGCUCAGCCCCGAGGCCACCUGCCCAGCCUGUUCUGGUCACCCAUCUGCCCCGAUGCUGGGGGCGUUCUCCCCCCAGCAUCGCCAGCACACACCCUCGCCCACAGCCCUCUGUGUACGAGCUCGUCCGGGCGCCCGGCUUCGCCCACCUGCCCCUGAUCGUGGAGGACUUUGCGAAGGACGCGGGCGCCUGCUUCAGCGCCAGCCAGCCUGACGCCGUGCACGUCGUGCUGGACCGCCACCUCGUUACGGGCCAGAACGCCGGCUCCACCGUCCCGGCCGUGCAGAACCUGCUCUUCCUCUGUGGCAGCCGGAAGUGAGGCGGCCCUGAACUGAGCCUGCCACCUGCACACAUCCUGGACGCCCCCCGGGCAGCUGGACUCUCAGGCCUCAGGGACCCUGCCUCCGUGACAUCCCGGCCUGGCCUGGUGGGGUUUCUGGAGGGCUCUCGGGGUGCUAGCCCUGGGGAGGCUGAGCCCUGACGCCACACCUUCUGGGGGGGGGGGUGUCAGGGCCCAGGUGCUGCUUUGGCUGCCACGAGGUCCCUGAGAUCCUGCGUGUUCCACGGAGCGAGUGGGCUGUGGGGCCCGGAGUGGGGAGCAGAGCCUGAGCCUUUCCGAAGCCUGGGGGGGGCCUGCCGGUUGGGCAGUGGCGGCCAGGGCUUCCGGAGGCCCCGCCGGGGGGGAGGGGCCUCUGGUUGGUGUCAGACCUGACGGUGACCCCAUGUCAGGCCCGGGUGGAUCUCCGUGUCACCGUGUCCCUCCUGACGUUGAGAGAAACAGUUGGGACGCAGGGCCCUGCCCAAGUGGCCUCCAGGUGGUGCCCCGAGCCCAGCUUUGCAGCUGCUCUGCCUGUCUCACAGCAGCCACGACGGGCGUGAGCUUCACUGGGAAGGAGGCCAUGAGCGUGGCUGACCUGGGGUGGCAGGCAGUCCUCACCUCUCAGGCCCCGGACAGGCCUCUGCCAGGGGUGCCAGGCGGCUGUCCAGCCAGCUGGCUCCCUCUGCAGCCAGGCAUCUCUAGCCUCUCUGGGGCGCCUGGCCUGGCCCUCGGCUGGGCCCUCUGGAGCUGCUGGCCUCCAUGCGUGUCCCUUACCUUUUCCUGUCACCCUUAUCCAACCCCUCGUAACGAAAGGGGAGGAGGCAGGGCCCUGAGUCCGAGGCCACUUCCCUCCUGUGGCGUGGCUGUGGGCUCGGGCCGGGGACGGAGCCUGUGCCACAGCAGUGACAACGCCAGGUGCUUAACUGCUGGGCCACCAGGGAAGUCCAUGCACUGUCCUUUCUGUCCAGCGUUUCCCACGUUCCCAGGAUCAGAGCCCCUGACACCUGCUGGCCAGCUCUGUCCACGGUGGGCCUGGCCAGCCCUGCUGUGAGGCCUCUGGCAUCCCGGGCCUGCAGUUGUCCCGUGGUUACGGCCUGCUCUGGAUGAAAGGUUUUUUUUUAAGGAGACAGCUUGGGGGCCCAAUCCUGUGUCGUCUGCAGAGAGCUGCUUUGUGACGGGCCAGAUGCAGACCCAGGGGCUCUGCGGGGCCUCCCGUUUCAGGGCACCGGGAUGGGUGGUGGUGGGGGGGGGGUAGGGGCUGGAAGGAGGACAGGAGCCUGGGAAGAUGGUCGCUGAGUGUGGGCACCCGUGCCCUCUGGGGCUCCCACAUGCCCAGUCUGCCCUAAAGAAAUAAAAACCUAGACCUCCACAGAGACGGAGUGUGACUGUCCCUGGGGUCGUCUGCUGCGGCUUUUCCGUAAGUGGCUGCUCUUCCGAGUGGACAGCAGGGAUGUCCGGACGAUGGACUAGCCUUCGGCCAGAAAACAGUCUCUUCCAGACACACCCAUGGCACGUGGAAGUUCCCGGCCAGGGACGGGGUCUCCACGCACCACACCGCAGCGGGUCCUUGGCCCACUGCACUCCCAGGGUGAAGUCCUGAUGGCACGUGUGCAACAGUGACUCGGCAGAGGUCGUGCCGCGAGACAAGACCGGGGUGGAGGAGGAGAAAACUCCCUGGGUGGUUUGUGGGGGGGACGGGGCAGGUCCUCUCGGGGAUGGUGGUGUCCCGAGGCUGGAGCUCGGGUGGGCAGGGGCCUCCUGUACAUCCUGAGGCCCCGGGCUGGGCGGGGUGCAGACCUCCGAGUCCUGCUGGGGCACAGGCCUUUGACCCGCUCGGGGAGGGAGGGAGGACAGGGCUGGGCAGGGCCCCCCUCAGCAGGUCCCUGAGGUGGGUGCCCAGUCCCCACCGAACCCAAGCACCAGGAUGGGUGGGGCCAGGCCGAGCCGGCUAUUCCGAUGGCUUGAGGUGGUGCCUGCCCCUGCUUUGGGGGAGGACGGCUGGAGAAGGCUCUGGAGCCCCGGACCCCACCCCCAGCCGAGGGGGCUCAGGGAGCCCUGCUCACCUGUGGUGAGCCCCGUACCUGGGAACAAGCCCAGCCUGGCAAGGCGUCCCAGGCAGGGGAGGGACGGUGGCUGCCUGGGAGGGCAGGGGGCUCCCCAUGGGCCCUUGGCCAGACCCAGGCCUGUGUGGACACUGAGGUCCCCAGGCGCUAACCUGGAGGUCCAGCCGGGCCCCCUCUGCACCUGGGGGCUGUGGUCCCGGCACCUCACCCAGAUCCGUGUCCCUGCUCACGGUUCAAGAACAGAGGCUGGUCGCAGGGGCGGGAGGGGCACCCAGUGGACCCCCAUCACCCCCACUGGGCCCUUCCCAGUGCAGCACACCUGUCCCUUGCAAAGUCCAAAGGGUGUGGUGGGAGAUUUUGAAGCUGGUGGCCAGGGCACUGCAGUGCCCACAAGGGGGCACCAUGGCUACACGUGGACCCCAGCGCCUGUGCCUCACCUCAGCCCCAGGGCAGGUGGAACAGAGACAGGAGGGAGGGCCUGGCUGGGGCACCUGCACACCCAGGAGGCCCUGAGCAGCUUCCACAGGGGCCUGGCACCCUCCCGCCCAACUCCACGGGCAUGCCCUGGGGGCCAGUGGGGGCUCCUGGCACAGAGCAAGCACUCAGGUGGGGCCAGACCUGUGUCAAGGUCACCGCCCAGCAGCGGGCCCUCGACCAGGCGAGGGUCUGUCACCCCUGCCUGGGGCCCUGGCGGGGCUCUUGCUUCAAGCCCGCCUCCGCCAGCCCAGGCUGCAGUCGGUGUGGGAAAUGAAGCACCAGGAGGGAAAAGGGAUGGCUUUAAUGUGCCGAGCAGAAUUUGACAAUCAGGAAUCUGUGAUUCGUCCCCGCUCCAAU